Molecule: messenger RNA, 1350 nt
Organism: Pseudozyma hubeiensis SY62
Lineage: Eukaryota; Fungi; Basidiomycota; Ustilaginomycetes; Ustilaginales; Ustilaginaceae
Product: acetyl-CoA acetyltransferase IA
Exons: 1
Coding region: 1-1350 (449 amino acids)
Molecular function (GO): acyltransferase activity, transferring groups other than amino-acyl groups
Source: RefSeq, a predicted model, not a curated record
AUGGCCGCACGCAAAGCUUACGUCGUCGGUGUCGGCAUGACUGCCUUCACAAAGCCCGCCGACCGCGACUACCCCAUCCUCGGCCUCGAAGGUGCUGUCAAGGCUCUCAUCGAUGCUGGCCUCACCUACGACGACGUCGACUACGCCGCCGCAGGUUACGUCUACGGUGACUCCACUUGCGGUCAACGUGUUCUCUACCAGCUCGGUAUGACCGGUAUCCCCAUCGUCAACGUCAACAACAACUGCUCCACCGGUUCCAGCGCCUUCAACCUCGCUGCCAACGCCGUCCUCGCAGGUCAGGCCGAAUGCGCCCUCGCCGUCGGUUUCGAAAAGAUGGCUCCCGGUUCGCUCAGCUCCGCUUUCACCGACCGCGCUGCUCCCAUGGAGGGCACCAUGUCGCAGCUCUUCGAGAUCGAAGGUGACAAGGAGUACGAGGUCGAGGACUUCGGUCCCUUUGCCGCCCGUAUCUUUGGUGCUGCCGGUCUCGAGUACUGUGAAAAGUACGGCGCCACCUGGGACCACAUCGCCGAGAUUGCUGCCAAGAACCACCGUCACUCGGCCAAGAACCCUUACGCACAAUUCCGCGCCACACCCACUGCGGACCAGGUCAAGAAUGCACGAAAGAUCACCCGUGAGGUCACACUGCCCAUGUGCUCGCCAACGUCAGACGGCGGUGCAGCUGCGCUCGUUGCUUCCGAGGAGUUCGUCAAGAAGCACGGUCUCGAGGACCGAGCCAUCGAGCUCGCCGGUAUGGGUGUUGCCACCGACUCGAUCCGCCUCUACGAAGACCGCUCGCGCAUCGAGCUCGCUGGUGCCGACAUGUCGCGCCGUGCCGCUGCUAUCGCUUACAAGCAGGCCGGCAUCGGUCCCAAGGAUGUCCAGGUCCUCGAAUUGCACGACUGCUUUGCUCCCAACGAACUCGUCACCUACCCCGCUCUCGGCCUCUGUGCCGAGGGCGAGGCACACAAGCUGGUCGAGCAGAAGCUCAACACCUACAACGAUUCCGGAAAGGGUUGGGUCGUCAACCCUUCGGGAGGUCUCGAGUCCAAGGGUCACCCUCUCGGCGCUACCGGUCUCGGCAUGAUCAAGUACAUGGUCGACCAGCUCCGUGGCGACGCAGGCGCGCUCCAGGUCAAGAACGUCCAGCACGCCUUGACGCACAACAUCGGUCUCGGUGGAAGCUGCGUCGUCACCAUCCUUCGUCGUCCUUCGUUCUAUAAGGCAGGCGCCACCAACUCGUCCAAGCGCUUCGGAUACAACGCCGGUGACCAUGUGCAGAGCAUCACCGAAGACGACUUGAACAAGGUCAAGAGCAAGCAGUUCUCCGAAUACCUCCCCGCUGACCUCUAA